Punctularia strigosozonata HHB-11173 SS5 is the source of this 1032-nucleotide messenger RNA. RefSeq lists its product as uncharacterized. The coding region runs from base 1 to 1032 and encodes 343 amino acids. NCBI's taxonomy places the organism in Eukaryota, Fungi, Basidiomycota, Agaricomycetes, Corticiales, Punctulariaceae. The record is from RefSeq and is a predicted model, not a curated record. The transcript has 8 exons.
AUGGCGUUGCGACGGAAUGUGUUCGUGUUAAUUACGAGUGACGAGCUCAGCCCGACCGUUCGUGCUUUCUUGAACAUUCUCAAAGAGGACCCCAAGAUCGCCCUCAUAUGUCAUCUGGGCAGUUUCCUUGACCGAGAUCUCGACUCUCAGCCAAGCUACGAGAUCCUCUGCAUCUUGCAGGAGGUGCCCCCUAUAAUCGGGAAAUGGGAUACCGAGAAGCUUCUGCAGCGACUGUGCGAGAAACCGAGAGAUAUAGUCACAUCCGGUAGUGCACGCGAAGUCAUGGCCUCCCUUGGAAUUUUCGACGGUCGGACGGUUUCAUCCGGGAACUUACCAGUGGGCGUGGUGUCAAGCUUCCCGCAAAUCCAUUGGGAGUCGGACGAGUUCAUACGCGACAUGCAUAUAUGGACUUCCGACGAUUCCCCGAAGUCCUUGCGGAAUAUUGCUCUGCUUCUUCCAUACGCGGACGAUCUGCGGGGGCAGUUGCCGGUCUCAGCCUUCAACGAACCGCCCUUCUGGAUACAGAGCCCAGGUCCGCAGACGACGAGGACGGAGUCUCCGGGCGACCGACUCGCCGGGCUGAUUUCCACCUCUCCACCCUCGAAGCAGAACCGAGUGAUCCUCGACGCCGUCCAGUUUGCCAUCCGCCUGGCCGUGGAGGGCUCCAUCGACGCAUGCAAUGAGAUCAUCGGCUGCUUGCUUCGUGUCUUCCCCGGCGCACCCGAGCUCCUCCUAGACCGGUUCAACGUGCGGAGACCGCUCGAGUUCCUUUGGGACGCCACCUCUCAGCGGCCCGCGUUCGUGCCCUGGCAAGCGCCGUCCGCGGCGGAGCUCGACGGUUGGGACGCGGCCAAGCGCGACGGUCACAAGCUGCCUCCACGGGAUGAGUAUGAGAACGUUCUGGAGUCGGUCGCGCUCCGGAUCCGAUACGGUGAUGCAUACCUUCGGCCGUACACUCUCGCCGGCGCGGUUGCCAUGGCCACGGACUCCGGAGAUGACACGCACGCGCUCCAGUGGAUGGACAUGUUGUAA